Symbiodinium necroappetens is the source of this 333-nucleotide messenger RNA. NCBI's taxonomy places the organism in Eukaryota, Dinophyceae, Suessiales, Symbiodiniaceae. The record is from the annotation of a GenBank genome assembly.
AUGACUUUCUCGAAAGGAACGGGGCUGCUCUUAGGAUGGUUCGACUACAUCAUGCUGCGCUUCGAUCUUGGUAUGUUCUUGCUGGACCCCUUCCUCGAUAUUUACACCGCGUACCUCUUCUGGUCCUCAGACCAUCCGUGGUUUGCACUUGUUCAGCUGCUGAUCGUCGCACGUGGCAGCUAUGAUCUGUUGCGGCUGCACUGCUCAGAGGGAUGCUGGACGGCCGGGAAGGUAUCACUACAAGCCAACACCUUGACAGACGGUUUCUUUGAACUCUUGCAGAAGGAGAAGACGACAGAAGGGAUCGCAUCUUUGACUCUUUUGGUCUAUGCA